Molecule: messenger RNA, 1224 nt
Organism: Nerophis lumbriciformis (worm pipefish)
Lineage: Eukaryota; Metazoa; Chordata; Actinopteri; Syngnathiformes; Syngnathidae
Source: RefSeq, a predicted model, not a curated record
AUGACGGAAAUAAGCGAGAAGGAUAACGAGCCCCAGCGGCGGGACCUCCAGAGACCACCGGCAACUGCACCCAGUCAGCCAGAGUCCAAGUUGCAGCGUCUGAAGCGCUCCCUCUCCUUCAAGUCGGUGAUGCGCAGUAAGAGUGUGGACAACUUCUUCCAGCGGAGCAACGGCGACCCAAGGCCCCCAUGCACGCUCAUCAUCGCCCCCCCGCCUUCACCGCCGCCCGCUCCGUCCGAGUCGCCUCUGGCCUACGAGCGAUCGCCCUCGCUCUCGCCGGCCGUCAGCCCCAUCCCGUCGCUGUCUCACUCGCCAAUCGUCAGCCCGUCGUUGCCCAAAGUUCAGUCUGUGGCGCCAGUCAAGACGCACAGUUUCCACGAGCACGUGUUCCGUAGGCCCACCAACUGCGAGAGAUGUAAACAUGUCAUACAAGGCAACUCCAAGCAAGGACUGCGGUGCAAAUCCUGCAAGAUGGCGGCUCAUCUUUGGUGCUCGUCGGAGCUGUCCCAGCAACCAUGCAAUGGCAAGACGGGAGCUUUUAAGCGAAACUUCAGCUCACCUCUACUAACCACAGAAUCGCUGGGCGUCGUCAGGGAGGCGCCUGAUGUGCAGGAAGUCGAUAGCACCACAGUGGACCCCAUUUACGAAGCGUUACGCUAUGGGACAUCACUGGCCCAGAUGAGUCGCUGCAGCUUUGGUAGCAUCUCUGAAUCGCCUUUUCAUGAGGAUGAAAAGCUUCCCGACAAGCUGGAGAAUCAACCAAUCGCAGAAGAGGAGACCAUUCCAGGAAUGCUUACACCUCCUGAAAGCGAGAAGGCAGAUUCUGAAGAACGAGUCAGCUUGAAGACUCCCAAGCGUGUGGAAAUCCAUUCAAUGCACACCUACGUGGCUCUUUACAAGUUUCUGCCUCAGGAGAACAAUGACUUGGAAUUACAGCCCGGCGAUCGAGUCAAAGUCACAGAUGACGCCAACGAGGACUGGUGGAAGGGGAAAAGCCGGAACAAGGUGGGAUAUUUCCCCGCCAACUUUGUGCAGCGGGUGCGUCCUGGCGAGCGGGUGUGGAAGGUCACGGCCAGUUUCCACGGCAACCGAGACAAAGGCCAGAUGACAGUGAAAGAGGCCCAGAUCUGCGUGGGCAAGAACGACGAGACGGACGGCUGCCUGCGGCUAAGCAGCGGCAAAAAGCGAGGCUUGGUGCCGAUGGACAUUUUGCUUGAAAUAUGA